AUGUGUGUGAUUGCAGCGUUGUGCAGGAGGAGAGAGGGAGUGGAACAAAGAGAGAUAAAUGGGAUGGUCUUGAAGGCGGGGACACCACAGCCACAAACCUGCACCCCACGCAUCCCCCUGCUCUUCUGCUGCCUGAGCACCCCGACUGUGCCACCUCGUAGGCCAUGGAGAAUGAGCUGCCAGUCCCCCACACAUCCAGCCGUGCCGGCGUCACCAGCAACACCAGUGGCACCAGCAGCAGCAGUGGCUGCGGCAUUAGCAGCAGCGGCGGUGGCGGCGGCCGGCCCACGGCACCCCAGAUUUCUGUGUACAGUGGUAUUCCUGACCGGCAGACUGUGCAGGUGAUCCAGCAGGCCCUGCACAGGCAGCCCAGCACGGCGGCGCAGUACCUGCAGCAGAUGUACGCUGCCCAGCAGCAGCACCUCAUGCUGCAGACGGCGGCCUUGCAGCAGCAGCACCACCUGAGCAGCGCACAGCUCCAGAGCCUGGCGGCGGUGCAGCAGGCAAGCCUGGUGGCCAACAGACAAGGAAGUACUUCCGGCAGCAAUGUGUCCUCACAGGCUCCCACCCAGUCUCCUUCACUCAAUCUGGCAGCAUCCCCUGCGACAGCCCAGCUCAUCAACCGGGCGCAGAGUGUCAAUUCCGCCACAGCCUCGGGCCUUGCCCAGCAGGCUGUGCUCCUGGGCAACACGUCCUCUCCUGCCCUGACGGCCAGCCAGGCACAGAUGUACCUCCGAGCACAGAUGCUCAUCUUCACGCCCACGGCCACCGUCGCAACCGUACAGCCUGAGCUCAGCACUGGCUCCCCCGCUCGGCCCCCUACCCCAGCCCAGGUACAGAACCUGACCCUCCGAACACAGCAGACCCCAGCGGCGGCGGCCUCAGGCCCUACCCCCACCCAGCCUGUCCUGCCCAGCUUGGCCCUGAAACCCACAGCCAGCAGUAGCCAGCCUCUGCCUGCCCCACCACAGGGCAGGACCACGGCUCAGGGGUCCCCUGCAGGUGCCAAGCCUGGUAUAGCGGACAGUGUGGCGGAGCCACUCAGGAAAGGAGACUGUGAGAGCAGCAUGUCGGGGAACAUGGAGGGCCGGCCUGGGCUUGGUCGGACAGUUCCUGCUGUGGCUGCUCACCCCCUCAUAGCACCAGCUUAUGCUCAACUGCAGCCUCACCAGCUCCUCCCACCGUCGUCAUCGAAGCACCCACAGCCUCAGUUUGUGAUCCAGCAGCAGCAGCCACAGUCACAGCAGCCACAGCCAUUCCGGCCUGCACCCCAAGUCCAGUCCCAACCCCAGCUGGCCCCAAUCUCCCCAAGCCUGGCCCUACAGUCCAGCCCAGAAGACAACGCCAUGCCUCUGGGCCCCAUUACACCUGCCCUGCCCCUGCAGUGCCCUGCUGCCCAUCUGCACAAGCCCGGAGGCGGUCAGCAAUGCCACCUUCCCACACCAGACCCUGGGCCUCAGAAUGGACAUCCUGAGGGUGUGUCCCGUGCCCCUCAGCGAAGGUUCCAGCACACCUCCGCUGUGAUUUUACAGUUGCAGCCUGCUUCUCCAGUGCCCCAGCAGUGUGCUUCUGGUGACUGGGAGGAAGCGGUGCCAGGGGAGAAGAGUGCACCUGUGACUCGGCCGGGCCCAUCCCCACACCAGCAGGCCAUCAUCACUGCCAUGCCGGGUGGCCUGCCUGGACCCAAGACUCCCAACAUCCAGCAGUGCCCAUCUCACGAGACAGGGCAGGGCAUUGUUCAUGCACUGACCGACCUCAGCAGCCCCGGCAUGACCUCAGGGAACGGAAACUCUGCCUCCAGCAUCGCCGGCACUGCCCCCCAGAAUGGUGAGAAUAAACCACCACAGGCCAUUGUGAAACCCCAAAUCCUGACGCAUGUUAUCGAAGGGUUUGUGAUCCAGGAGGGGGCGGAGCCUUUCCCGGUGGGACGCUCGUCCCUGCUGGUGGGGAAUCUCAAGAAGAAGUAUGCACAGGGGUUCUUGCCUGAGAAGCUUCCACAGCAGGACCACACCACCACCACUGACUCCGAGAUGGAGGAGCCCUACCUGCAAGAAUCCAAAGAGGAAGGUACCCCCCUCAAACUCAAGUGUGAGCUCUGUGGACGGGUGGACUUUGCCUACAAGUUCAAGCGUUCCAAGCGCUUCUGUUCCAUGGCUUGUGCAAAGAGGUAUAAUGUGGGAUGCACCAAACGAGUGGGACUCUUUCACUCAGACCGGAGCAAGCUGCAGAAGGCAGGGACCACAACUCACAACCGCCGACGAGCCAGCAAGGCUAGUCUGCCCACACUUACUAAGGACACCAAGAAGCAGCCCUCAGGCACUGCACCUCUUUCAGUUACUGCUGCCUUGCAGCUGACACACAGCCAGGAAGACUCCAGCCGGUGCUCAGAUAACUCAAGCUAUGAGGAACCCUUGUCGCCCAUCUCAGCCAGCUCCUCCACCUCCCGACGGCGACAAGGCCAGAGGGAUCUAGAGCUCCCUGACAUGCACAUGCGGGACCUGGUGGGCAUGGGACACCACUUCCUACCAAGUGAGCCCACAAAGUGGAACGUAGAAGAUGUCUAUGAAUUCAUCCGCUCUCUGCCAGGGUGCCAGGAGAUCGCAGAGGAGUUCCGUGCCCAGGAGAUUGACGGACAAGCCCUGCUGCUGCUCAAGGAGGACCACCUGAUGAGUGCCAUGAACAUCAAGCUGGGGCCUGCCCUCAAGAUCUAUGCACGCAUCAGCAUGCUCAAGGACUCCUAGAGUCUCUGCCGCCCACCCGCCCGUGCACCACCGGGCAGCCAGGGUUCCAGCCCCAGGUGGGCGCCGCCUCCUGAUGGAGCAGAGCCACACAGACAUUCCUGAGGCGCCCGAGAUAGGGCCAGUUGUAGGGAAGGGGCUCUCCCUAGGGGUGCAGCUGUGAGGAGGUCUGCGUGCCUCUUCAGUGGCUCUCAGGGGCCAUUUCUGUGGGAAGGGGAGAGAGGUAGGUGGUACAGAAGACGGGGCUUUGCGCUUGUAAAUACUUAUAGCACUGGCUUCCUCCAAAGUCCCCAUGUUCUAGCCCCCCUCUAACCCUUUCUCUGUCCCCCGUUUCCAGGGGGUUUAUGGUCAGGGCUCCCCAACCUGAGUUGGGUUACUUCCAAGGGCAGCCAGCAGGCCUGGACAGAGGUCUUGAAAGCCCUUGUCUUCUCUCCCCUCUCCCUUCUUUCUCCAGGCCAGGUUAACCUUCUGUUGGCAGCUUCUCCCCCUUCAGCCUGUUUCCAUAGCAUCCAGGGGUUCUACCCCUGUACCCUCUGCAGGUGGAGAGAGAGAAGCUGGGCCCAGUGUGGCCAUGCCUGCUGGCACAGACGCCUUAACGCUGUGUGUAUGACUGUGUGACUGGGAGCCUGGAGUGACAGGCGUGAGCUGCCCUCUGGCAUCUCCAGGUGUUUUGUAGCAAACAACCACUCAGUGCUUUGUCCUGGGCUCCACUCAGCCUGAGGCUGGGGGAUGGAAGGAAAGGGCAGACCCCAAGAGUUGGAGAUUAGAGGUCCCCUCCAGAUGGCAGGAGAUCCCUGGGAAGGUCUCCUCACACCAAACUGGCAGUGUGUCCUGCUGGCUGGCAGAAAAACAUAGGAAGCUACAGGGGCUAAAGUGUGGCCCAAAGCCUGGGCCUCCCGUGACUGAGCCGCCUGCCUACCCUUACACACACACACCCCCGCCUGGGAAGGAGUGUGUGACUGAAGACUGGCAGGAGGCACUGUGGGAGCAGCCUUUGGCCUUCCACGUCCACACUUGCUUGUAAAACUUGUAUAGCAGUAACAGCUACCUAAGGAAGGGCCGGGGCCGCCUCUGACUUGCCCUGUCCUUACCAACUCUGGGAAGUCAGACUCUUCCCGGGAGGGGCAGGCACUUUCUCAGCUUGCUCUGCCCCCUUCCCCGUACCCCCAGGCAGGGUUGGAAAUGAAGGACUUUUUUAACCUUUUUGUUUUGUUUUUAAAAAAUAAAUCUUUAAAAUCUG
This is a messenger RNA of Peromyscus maniculatus bairdii (prairie deer mouse), 3978 nucleotides long. Lineage: Eukaryota; Metazoa; Chordata; Mammalia; Rodentia; Cricetidae. The record is from RefSeq and is a predicted model, not a curated record.